Messenger RNA from Pollicipes pollicipes, 877 nucleotides. RefSeq lists its product as uncharacterized. Lineage: Eukaryota; Metazoa; Arthropoda; Thecostraca; Pollicipedomorpha; Pollicipedidae. The transcript has 3 exons. The record is from RefSeq and is a predicted model, not a curated record. The coding region runs from base 31 to 333 and encodes 100 amino acids.
GGCGACGCCUCUGGUCUGGACGGGGUGUGUAUGCGUCUGCAGACGACGUCACUGGUUCACCGUCGGUCGGCCGGUCGUCCGGCUGCUGCCGUCGCCAGCUCCGGUCCCGACUUCAAACGCUUCAGGCGGACUCAGCAGCCGCCGCCGCCGGGCUUGCGUGUCAUCCUUGGCACGGACCUGAAGGGCUACAAACGGCGCACUCUGUUCACCAACGGAGACUCUGAGGCGGACGAGUCGGACGAGCGGCGGGACGAGUCGCGUCGCCGGGAGAUGACGGACGACGAGCUGCUGCGCGUGCUGGACAGCGUGGCCCGCGGCGGACGGGGCCGCUAGCCGCGGCGGACAGGGCCGUUAGCUGGGCCACCACCAAGCUGGCGGGGCCACUAACCACGGCGGAUGGGGCCGCUAGCUGGGCCGCCACCAGGUUGGCGGGGCCGCUAGCUGCGGUGGAUGGGGCCGCUAGCUGGGCCAGCUCGCGCCUACCGGGCCGCCACCAGGCUGGCUGACGCUGCUCCACGUCACGUGUGAAGACGCGCCAGCCGCACGCGCCGCGCGGGCUCCGGCGACGGGGCCGAAUGCGAGCGCCCGGUGAUGAGUGCAGCGCUCGACGCAGUGCUGAGCAGGCCUGCUGCCCAAUGGCGGGCUUGCUGCUGGAGUGGCUCGCGGGUCAUGAAACUGAGAUUGAUGAAAGGCUGUGCCUUGUUCCUUUCCGCCUCUUUCCUCGUGUUGGAUUGUGGCGACAUUCAAAAUGUUUACCAUGGUUUGUAGUUACCGUUACCAUGGAUCGCAGCGGCAUUGUUAUGAAUGUGUGCUGGACACUGUUGCGUUUUUGUGUGAUCGUGCAAUCUGUCGCCCGCUGAAAAUACAGGAAACAAAA